CAGAUAGCUGAGGAUGCGUCUUAUUAUACUGUUUCAACCACGUUCGUCGCCCCGUCCGUGGACACUUACGGAUCUGGGCAACAAGUCAAGUAAAUCAAUAACCUGGAGCGAUUGCGCACCACCACCAUGAAUCUCUUUAGGCAACAAAGAACCUGCCCGCCGACCAUUCUUAGAGCCUACAAGGACGGCGAUUUUACCGACCUUACCAUCAUCUGCGGCAUCUUUACAUUUCACGUUCACCAGGUGGUUGUCUGCUCGGCAUGUGAUUUCUUCAAGAAGAGCAUCAAGUUUGCCGUAGGCAAAGAAGCAGAGGAGAAACGCAUCGACCUGCCAGAAGACGACCCUGAGAUGAUCCGCCGUCUGGUUGCGUAUCUUUACCUCGGCGACUACGAUCCCUGCCCUGCGCUCAGAGUAUCAUCUUUCAGUACCAUAAGACAACACGAGUCGACUUCUGCAGCUGCUUCCGCUUACCAUUCGAGAUACCGUGCAACGGGACUAGAGGGCUCUGAUCAAUGCGCCUGUCUCGCACCCAAUACGAAGAACAUAAAUCAGCCUGUUCUUGAGCCUGAGUCAAAGAACAAACCCGCGGACUACAGCGUUGUUGUGAAAAUGCCCAACUGUAUCGAAGUCGCCAAUCCACUCACUAUACAUGCUACCAUGUACGCUCUUGCUGACAAGUACCAAGUCGACGGACUUGGUCAGGUUGCCAAAGAGAAGUUUGAGUCGUGCCUUCAUCACCAUGCAAACUCGGGAGACUUUGUCGCUGCGGUACAGCUUGCGUACGGAGCCACUCCGGAUUCGAAUCGCGGAUUGAGGGAUGCAGUCGUCACCGCCUUCUUGACGCACUUCAAAAUCAAUGUCAAAGAGAACCCUGGUAUCGAGGCGAAGCUCGACACUAUUGAUGAGCUAUCAUUCUUGCUGAUCAAGUCAUGGCCGAUGAAGACGGAGCAGCCGAAGCCAGUUAACCCCAUCUUUAAUCCCCAGGCUAGUUUGUUUAGUAGCACACCGCCUACGACAAGGCCCGUAGUAAGGCCCGCGACAGGUCCGUUUUUUCUUGGUUCAGUGCGACCGUCAUAAUGCUGCACAGUUUUGGCAUACUUACGAAUGUCUGCAAGUACGAGGGGAUUCCGUUCCCGAUGGCCGAUAACGCCUCGCUGUUUUGAUUGUUUUAGUGUUCACCCUACAUAACGAUCGACUCCUCUUACCUGCCCAUGUUUU
Cucurbitaria berberidis CBS 394.84 is the source of this 1218-nucleotide messenger RNA. RefSeq lists its product as uncharacterized. The coding region runs from base 127 to 1077 and encodes 316 amino acids. The record is from RefSeq and is a predicted model, not a curated record. NCBI's taxonomy places the organism in Eukaryota, Fungi, Ascomycota, Dothideomycetes, Pleosporales, Cucurbitariaceae. Gene Ontology annotation, molecular function: protein binding. The transcript is spliced from 2 exons.